AUGAUGGACUCGGACGAAGAUGAUAUUUACCCGGAGCACGACGAGGCGAACGGACAUACGAACCAGGGUGAGGUGAAGAUGGAGGAUGCUGAGGACGACGAAGAGGAGGGCGAGGAAGUUGAGGAGGAAGACGACGAGGAUGAUGUCGACUUCAUCAUUGACGUGAAAGAUGAACCAAAGACGGAGCCAAGCUCAGCACCAGGUUCGCAGACAAGGCGAUUACCUGGACUUGGACAAGCUGGGGCAGAUAUACGGAAAUCGUCAUCGACUCCAACCCCAGCAAUGAAAGCAGGAACGGCCGCAGAUGCAAGAGGCGGAUCCCAACCCCCCAAUGAACGCCCUGGCACCGACUACCCGGCUCGACAUACGUCCAAGAUCGAUCCGAACGGGAAUCCCGUACACCCAGCCACGGGCAAGCCCAUCAUAUCCACAGACUUUGACGUUGACUUUCCCUCGGAAUCUUCCAAGCCGUGGCGCAAGCCCGGUGCAGAUAUAACAGAUUACUUCAACUACGGAUUUGACGAAUUUACAUGGGCAUCAUAUUGCCUCAAGCAGCAACAAAUGCCCAAAGAAGUGAAAGAGAUCACACAGCAAGCAGAACAAAUGAAAGCAUUUGUAGAAGGUAUUCCGGGAGGUGGCAUACCAGGAAUGCCCCCCAUGCCAGGUGCGCCCGCAGCAGAUAUGUCACAAAUGGCGAUGCCCAAUGAAGCGCAGAUGCAGCAAAUGUUCGCGGCAAUGACAUCCCAGGGUCUGGAUCCGACGAGUAUGGACCCUUCUCAGUUCAUGCAAUUCAUGGCAAGUGGAGGAGCGGCGAUGAUGGGCCAGCCACAGCCUCCUACUGGGCCUUCUGCUUCAUUUGCCGGGGGUGGGGGUGGAGUAGGCGGUGGAUUCGAUCAAGGCGGAGGUGGUGGUGGAUUUGGUGGCCGUGGAAGAGGAAAAGGCGGGAGGAGAAAUUGGUAG
Messenger RNA from Cladophialophora psammophila CBS 110553, 960 nucleotides. RefSeq lists its product as uncharacterized. The coding region runs from base 1 to 960 and encodes 319 amino acids. Lineage: Eukaryota; Fungi; Ascomycota; Eurotiomycetes; Chaetothyriales; Herpotrichiellaceae. Gene Ontology annotation, cellular component: mRNA cleavage and polyadenylation specificity factor complex. The record is from RefSeq and is a predicted model, not a curated record. The transcript is spliced from 2 exons. Gene Ontology annotation, molecular function: RNA binding.